Molecule: messenger RNA, 4229 nt
Organism: Hypanus sabinus (Atlantic stingray)
Lineage: Eukaryota; Metazoa; Chordata; Chondrichthyes; Myliobatiformes; Dasyatidae
Product: RAD9, HUS1, RAD1-interacting nuclear orphan protein 1-like
Exons: 4
Coding region: 43-1224 (393 amino acids)
Biological process (GO): DNA damage checkpoint signaling; cellular response to ionizing radiation; recombinational repair
Cellular component (GO): nucleus; chromosome
Source: RefSeq, a predicted model, not a curated record
CGAAGCGUCUGGCGCUGGGGGCGUGGUGACGGCCGCGGGCCAAUGGGAGAAGGCGGGUUGGUGCAACAGUUACCGGUCAAUGGUGGGAGGCGAGGCGAGCGUUUCGAGCUGCUGAGAAGAUUGAUGCAGCAAGAUAUUCGGGGAAAGAAACUGCUGCAGCAAUCAAUCAUCACAAUCAUUACAAAGGCACAAAUACUACAUUUAAAAACAGAUGUUGGGUGCUUGAUGCCCCGUAAAAAGAAGCUCAGCCAAUCCAAGAAACCAGCCUUGCUGUUCCUGGAGAGUCCACUAAAGAAAGAAAAGUACAAGGAAGUCUCGUCUCUACCAUCUGCAGUAAACCCCCGCCAAGUUUCCUGUAUACCUGUUGACCAGAGAUCUGCAUUCACGUGGGUGCUGCCAGAGUUUGAUACUACAACACCAAGAUGCAAACAAAAAUCUAAUAGAGUGAAACAUCAUAAAGUCUACAGCAAACAGAGUGUUUCAUCAAAACCAGGUUCUGGGAGAAGGAGUUUUGUUCCUUUGACAUUUCUUGGUAAUGGAGGGAUACCUGUUCAGAAGGAAAACCACAAAGUUGAAUUUAGCACCUGUCAGAAUGUUAAAACCAGUGGAAAAGUUGCAUUCAGAACAAAUAAAACAUCAUUCUUGGGAAGCAAGAGCCAAUGGCGUAAAGUUAACACCUUUGGAAAAGCUCAGAAUUUAGAUGCACUGGACAAGCAGAAAUAUAGUCUAAGAUCUGCAGCAAAGAGAAGUUUGGUUGGCAAAAGUACAGCUGGGAAUAUACCUGUGAAAAGAUCUAGUUUCUGCCAUCCAUUGAAUUCAAUCAACAAGCAAAUGGGAGUAGACUCAGAUGAAACAGAAAUUUCACUUUCAGAGCACUCAUCUCAGUCAUCUGAUGAGUUCACUUUACCGCAUGUUAGCACUCCCACAGCUGAUGGUAUGCCCUCACCAGCCGCCUUCCAGAAAAAUAUUUGUAGUGUACUAAGAAAUAAUGAAUUGAAUAAACGCAAUAUAACUCCUCUCCCUUGUGGACUGUUAGAUUGCAUAGACAAGUGUUCUGGACUAAAUGACUUUUCUGACAAAGCUACAUCAGCAGAUGUUUUUGUCCAGGACACACCAGAACAUGAAUAUGGACUCAAAGCAACUUGGCGAAGACGGCCACAUAUCAUGCAGUACCUGAAAGACCAUGGAAAAUUGACCAGCACUAAUGUGCUUGUUGGCUCUUAAAGUUGCAUUCUCGGUCUUGUUUUGUUAAUGUAGAUUGCAAUCUGUGCAUUUUAAAAAAUUACCACUUGAAUUGUGAUUAAAACAGUUUAUGUGAAGUGAGAAUCUGUAGCAGGAUUACCCUUUAAAUGGUAGCUGUGAACGUUGCAGUGCAGUUUAUUUAAAACUUUCUCAGAGUUCAAAACAACAUUUUAAUUUACAACUUCUACACCUUGCAGAUUUGGACAGCGUUGUCCCAGAUUCAAUUUCAAAUGUCUGAUGAUGAAGUGUUAUGUUCAGUUUCGUAAAAAGAAAAUUCUCUUUGCCUGAUGUCCACUAUAUUCCUGUGUUACAGUCCUGUUUUAAAUGGUUAUCCGGCUGUCUGUUAAAGGAAUUUUGUUUUAAUUCCAGAUUGUUAAAGUAACAGUAAUUUGGUCUUCAAGCUAAGAGCCCUAUCAGUAGGUUUAGUCAGUUUCUAAGGAGUAUUGAUUUUGUCAAUAAAACUGCUUGAAAUCUGGAAAUUGGUAAUUUCAAGUAAGCUUCAAUGUAAGAAAUUAAAACAUUACUGUACCUGUUUUUUCUAAAAUUAAUUUUACCAUUCCUUUCUAUUGAAUUAUGGUGACACUCGCCAAUUUCACACCUCUUGAAUAUGUACUUUACAUAAAUCUUUCACAUCAAUGUACAGUAAGGUGAAAUAAAAUUACCAAAAUUAAAGUAGAACGUUGUGAAUAUUUCCCUUUAAAGUGUUAUUCAGAAAUGAGUCCAAACAGUGCUUGGUCUUAAUCCUUUUAAUAAGAUGUUUAAAUUUGUUUUUGUGGCCUUUCAUCUCAUUUAUUUAAGUUAGUAUGCAAAAUCUAGUAUAGGGAAAAGAACAAGGAAAUGAGACAGAAUUUUACAAAUCAGUAUAGAAUCUGUAGCCAGAUUCUCUGAUAGUCUGCUGUCAAAAUUUAUGUAAUUCAAUGCGGAUGUACAUGUGUUUCUCAAUUACUGGUUGUCUGAUUUAAAGUGUCAUUUUGAUUUCUUGCCUUUCUCUUGCUGCUAAAUUGCUGGAUAUGAUAGGUUAAUGGGGAAUUUUAAUUUUACCUUUUAUGGUUGAGAUCCAGAUGUGCUAUAGUUUAUAUAAUAGAUUCACAAGGAUAAAAUUUUGGAUACCUUGCAAAAAAUCAUUAAAAAUUCAACAUUUUUUCCACUUACUGUUGCUGAGGAAAAUUAGCUAACCAGUUCCUACUGAAAUAAUAGAAAAUUUGCAGUAGGAGGCCCUUUGGUCCAUCCUGCCUGACAUACCCAUUCAUUCCAUUUUAAACCAAGUGUUCCAUUUUAAGCCCUUGCAGAUCAUGAUGUGUAUUCUUGAAGUACACAUCCAGGCAUUGUAAAUUGCAGUGUGGGUUUCUGUUUUUAACCAUAUAGUGAUUUUUUUUUCUCUACCCACAGAGUAUUUCCUCAUUCUUCCUAUUUCUUUAAGUCUAUGCUCCUACUUUGUUUUUUAUGCCUCACUGAAGGGCAAGUGGUCCCUCCUGUUUAUCUAAUAAUGUAGAUAUACAAUAUUUUAAAUUUAAGUAUUUCUCUGACUCUUUUGUUAUUUAAAGAAAACUCGGACCAUCUAAUCUUUCCUCAGCUAAUGGUUCUUAAUGCUGGCAGCAUUGUAAAUCUCCUCCUCUUGUCUUUUAAAAAAAUAUCAUGCCUUAGCUAAUAGAAAAAGUAUCCCAUAUGUUUCUUUUUAAGCAACUAGCUGUCCUGUUCUAUUUUUUUUUAAAGGAUAUGUGAACUGACAAUACAAGGAACUUGUGUCUCUUAAUAACACUCCAAAUCUUAUCUUGAGUACUAUAUGUUGCUUGCAUUGUGCAGCACUGCAUCAAAUUCCAUUUGACAUGUUUUGGCCAACUGAUAAGACUCGCUAUAUCCGCUAGCUUUCCCCUUCCUUAUGGUCAAAUAUUGUGUUAAGCCUUGUGGAAUCGUACAGGUAACAGCCUGGUAACCAUUAUCUUUUGGUUCCUUGACUGAGCCAAUUUUCUGGACUGCCUUGGAUGCCAAUGUUCCUUUGCUUUUUGUGAUUGGUAAGAUCAAUGUAGAUAUACAUCAUAUGAACUGCCCACAUCAAGCUUAUUAUGAAGGGGAGAAAAAAAUGGCAGAUGGAGCCUGGUCAGAAGAGUAGGGAAGUAGAGGCAGAGGUUGUAAAGUGGUAAGUGGAAAUACACACACAUAACUCUGCAUUAUUGGUGCCAAUACAUGCUGUAGCUCUCUGAGUAAAGUGAUGAAUGGAUUUUGCAUGUGUGGCUCAGUCACCGGCUGAUAGAAUGCAAUGUGCCACUGAUCCCUUUCCUGUAUACAAAUUCAUUGAUAAACAAGACUUGAUCUUUGGUUGUCAGUGUUAGAGGGCUGAAACAACUUGUUGCUGUGCCUCGAAGCUGGGAAGUGAGUGGGACCAGACUAGACUACUCAUGUGACAACUGAUUUGCUUCCACUUGGUGUCUCAGCAUAGCACAUAUUGACAGCUUAUGAAUGUGAAGAAAAUAAUGAAAAAAUAAAAAAUUCAUAGAAUAUGCACGUAUAUUUUGCUGCAGCAUAUUACUCACUAACCAUUAUUGAAUGGGUGGAUUAUUAAGAGAUAUUACCACUUGAAAGUACACAUUUCAACGUAACAACAUAGUCUUUAUUGAUUUUGUACCUCACCUGAACAAUACCCUAAAUGCCAUCUGCCUUCAUCUGUUCCCAUCGUUUACUUCUGUUGCUCUCCAAAGUCAUGCAGUUCAUGGUCCAGCAAAUUGUGAACUUUUUCAAUCCUGUUUUUAAUCUCUUGCACUUCAUUUUGCAUAAUUGUUCCUGGACUAUCACAAAUUUGUUUCUGCAUACUCUCUUCCCAUCUUUAUGGUCUUUAAGCUCUUUUAACAUUUUUGUGGUAAUAAACCAGAUUCUUUCAACUAUGUUGUCAUAUUCUCAUUUCAGACAGUUGAACUUGUAUCCUCCCCAUUUCCACACAUUUCUCCAGUAUGCAGCCUAAAUCAUAUAUGCUUUUAAAUAUAUGGUCUCAG